ACUAAGCGUCGGUGCCGUACCCCGGCACGCACCUUGCCCAGCACCCGCAAGCUUCCUCGGCCCUGCACCCGCACUGCGGCGCAUGCAGCCGGCACACACGACACCCGACGCCCGCGCUUAUGCACGCUCAAAUCCCCCUUACUUGUGCGUUUCGCGCACCAACACAUGCAUACACAACCACAGUUCACUCCAUGGCAAUCUGGGGCAAGUCGCGCAAGGUGAUCGAGUGGCCGCCCGCCAACUCGUCAUACGACGGCUACACCCUCCCCGACCUCAGCUCCCAGCGCCUACAGCCCAAGAGCCUGAGAAACGUAGUGGCGGUGGCGGCGGGCGAAGAUCACUCCCUGGCGCUCACGAAGGCCGGCAAGGUCGUGUUCUGGACGCUCAAGUUGCUGGGCAAUGGAACUGAUACUCUGCCUCCCAUACUGGGGCCCAAGUCUAAGACCAAAGUCAAGGCCAUCGCCGCCGGCCGGGGCGGGUUCUCCAUGGCACUCCUCAACAACGGAAGCAUCAUUGAGUGGGGCCCUGUCCGCAACUACUCGGACAACUCCACGUGGUACCGCGCGCCGCCGCCCGGGCUGCUGCUGCCGAUUGGUGUUAACAGCAGCGGCGCCCCCCUCCCCCGCGUGCUGCGUGCCAAGGCCAUUGCGGCUGGCUGGGACCACAACUUGGUGCUGCUAGACAACGGAACCGUGGUGGCGUGGGGCGGCCGGCGGGGGAUGUUCCAGGCCUACCUGUCGCUUCGCGCGGUCAACGUGAGCCUCGACGCACGACAGAACGCGGUGGCGAUUGCGGCGGGCAACCAGCAUUCCCUGGCACUGCUGGCAAACGGCACAGUCGUGGCCUGGGGCGCGGUGUUGGCAAACGUGGUCGGCGCAUCCUGUGCAGCCGAGAGCUGCAAGCACCCUGCGCCGCCGCCCGCAGGGCCCAACAACGUGCCGGAUGUGGCGAUGCGUGACGUGGUUGGCAUUGCGGCUGGCAGCGAAUUUGCGAUGGACUUGAUCAAGGGUGGCAAGGUGGUUGUGUGGGGGCGCAGCAGCGGGCACCUCUACGUCCAGCAUGUGCCCGACGACGCGAUGUCGGGUGUGUUUGCGAUGUCGGGCGGCUCGGCGCACUGGCUGGCGGUGAAGGCCACCGGGGGCGCGAGAUAGCGGGGCCCGGGGCGUGUGGGCGGACCAGGGGGAGGAUGUAUCCCUCGACGCGUGUGUGUGUGUGUGUGUGUGUGUGUGUGUGGAGACAAUCCUUGGACACAAACGCAAUUUGAUGCAUGAUGACGUACCCUACCCUAAUUAUACGUAUGUGGGCCGCUUGGCCUUGGUGUCAUGGAGUACGGUACGGCACUGUGAGCUGAGCCGCGGCGGUGUAAAGCAAGACGUAA
Messenger RNA from Chlamydomonas reinhardtii, 1378 nucleotides. RefSeq lists its product as uncharacterized. Lineage: Eukaryota; Viridiplantae; Chlorophyta; Chlorophyceae; Chlamydomonadales; Chlamydomonadaceae. The coding region runs from base 192 to 1151 and encodes 319 amino acids. The transcript is spliced from 2 exons. Gene Ontology annotation, molecular function: guanyl-nucleotide exchange factor activity. Gene Ontology annotation, cellular component: cytoplasm. The record is from RefSeq and is a predicted model, not a curated record.